UUCAAAAACCAAGUUCCCAAACACCCCUUUAGUUAUGAGUCAGAUCACUUUUCUGGUUAUAGAUGUCGUUUCUUGUCCUUGAUUUUUGGACAAAUGUGAAAGUUGACAAAAUCAAUUGAUAAAUAGCAAAAUUAGAGAUAUCCUCUUUUUUCUGUUUGCUCAAAUGAGGUAUUUACUAUUUUUAUUUUCAGUUUUGUGGGUAAAACAGCACUUACCUUUCUCAGUAUAGCAAAAAUACCUCCCAAUAUUGGUCAAACUAACUUGGGUAAUUUCAGCUUCUUAAUCAAACAACACUAAUUUUUAUGUUUCUUCACAUCUUGCUCAUCCAUUUAUGAAAUGGAUCUUAAACAACUCAGCCGCUAUCUGCUCAAAAUCGAAAAUGAAGAAAUAAAACAACCCACCCAAUGUAAUAUUGCAAAUUUGCAAUAUCUUUCUCAUACCCUUUAGAGAAAAAACCCACAUUGUACUCAUCAUCAUCAUUAUCAUCAUCAUGUGCUGUGAAAGUAACAAAACAGCUAUUGAAACACGAUGGUGCGGUUUAGCCACAUUGUGGUUGUGGUCUUGAACUUGCCAUCUCUACUUUGGUCGAUCCUCAUCAUCUUCUUGACCUUGUCUGCAAUCACUCAAGCCCCUGAAGAAUGCUAUUCCGAAAGCCCGGUGGUAGGACUAGCCUAUGGGACCUUCUUGUUUACCCUUUCAAUGGUGGCCUUGAUUGGUGCAAUACGUGCCAACCGGUGCUUGCUGUCGACUUAUGUGUGGAUGUUGUUUGGUUGGAUAGUCUCACUUGUUUGCUUCUCAAUUUUGUUUUUCAUUUUGUCGAAGGUGAGCAUUGAGAAGGCGACAAAGGAUCAUAGGGAGUAUGAUUUAAAUGAGUAUCCGGAAUGGUUGAGGAGAUUUGCCGUGGAAGGAGGGAGAUGGGAUGUCAUCAAGAAAUGUAUGGUUAGAGGACAGAUUUGUGAAAAGCUUCUUCUGGAAAAGGAUCCGGACGAAAAUGGUGAUUUACGGAUUAAAGAAUCACCUAUUCUGUAUAGUUGUUGUCAGCCUCCUCUGUAUUGUGGUUUUGUGAACAUGAAUGACACUCUUUGGGAGAUCCCAAAAACAGGGCUUGCUUCCAAAGAUUCAGACUGCUUUUUAUGGGAAAACAAUUUGGAUCAAGUGUGCUAUGACUGCAGCUCAUGCAAAGCUGGCUAUAUCAGGAUCUUAAAGGAAGACUGGUCCACAGAAGCCUACUUCGACGCCAUCAUGGCUCUCUUUGUCACCAUCAUCCUCUCCAUCGCCUUCUGUGCUUUCAGACAAGCUCCUAUGAAAAACCACACUUCCAACAACGACAAUACCUCUGCUUAAGAUCUUUUCUUUUCUUUUCUUUCAUAGGAGUUUUUGCAGGGCCGGCUCUGAACAUUUAGGGGCGUAAAGCGAACACUCAACAUGGCCCUACAUUUCUUCAUGUCACCAAAAAAAAAAAAAAAAA
Messenger RNA from Camellia sinensis, 1468 nucleotides. Its product is annotated as tetraspanin-9. Gene Ontology annotation, cellular component: membrane. NCBI's taxonomy places the organism in Eukaryota, Viridiplantae, Streptophyta, Magnoliopsida, Ericales, Theaceae. Gene Ontology annotation, biological process: auxin-activated signaling pathway. The record is from RefSeq and is a predicted model, not a curated record.